AUGAAGCUCUCCAUCAAUUUCCAAGACCAGAACACCACCGCCACCACCACCUGCACUGAAAACCCUACCGUAAAAGCCAAGCUACCCAUUUCAAUACUCAACCGCCCCUUCAAUUCCACCAUUACCACCGUCACUAACUCCUUCUCAAACCUUACCUUCUCUCUCUCCACCAAUUUCUCUUCCGGUCCGUCUCUCAAACUCAUUUACUCACCGGUGACAGCUACUUCCCCGCCGUUUUCUUUCUCUCUCAAGUCCGGUUUAGGCCUUCUCGGGUCUCCCCAAGAUUCGCCGUUAGUUUUCUCCGUUAAUUUCUCUCUGUCUAGCGUCACUCCCAAUCUUAUUAUCCCGAGUUUUUCUCUUCAGUUCAAGCCUCAACUUGGACAUUUCUCUCUUCACAGGAAAACUGCUCCAAACCCUAACCCUAAUCCUAAUUUGAAUUACGCCACCCAUUUUGUUAAUGGGUGGUCCAAUUUGGAAUCUGGGUCGCAGUCAAAUUCGGAGCCUGGAAAUGGGUUUGCUUCUGAUGGGUCAUUGGGUUGGCAAGAAGUGAAAUUGGAGCCACUUACUGAUGUGAAUGGUAAUUCUAGGGUUCUUGAUGGAAUUGGGGUUUUGUCCGAUAGAAAGAAAAUUGGGGGUUUGAGUGGUGUUUCUGUUAAAGCAAGGACUGUGAUUCCAUUGAGCAGAAGGUUGAUGGUGAAUUGCAGGUGGGAUAUGAAUUUUCCGGGUGAUUUGGGGAUAAAGAUGCCUUAUUUGACUGUAAAUAAGAUUGGUUUAGAGAGGGUUGAGGAGGGUAAGGAAAUUAAAGAAAAGACGAAUGAGAUUAGUAGAGGCGAUUCGGAGCUACUGAAGGGGAUGUGUUUUUGGAUGAGAAGAGAUUUGGAGAUACUGGAGAAGGACAAUAGGGAGAUGAAGCAGUAUGUAGAGGAGACUAAAUCAGAAGUCUUGGCUAGGAAUUUACGUGGUGGGAGUAAUGCUUUGGGGAAGAAUGUUGGAGCGGCUUCAAGGUAUAAGUUUGAGGAAUUUGAGCAGCGGAGGGACAAGAUAAAUGGUGGAGCAAAUGUACAAAUGGAAUUGAAGAAGCCUGGUAAUAUAGUAACUGAUUUGGAAAGUGAGUUGCAAAGAGCUAUUAAAGCUGCUGCUCCAUAA
Molecule: messenger RNA, 1146 nt
Organism: Mercurialis annua (annual mercury)
Lineage: Eukaryota; Viridiplantae; Streptophyta; Magnoliopsida; Malpighiales; Euphorbiaceae
Exons: 1
Coding region: 1-1146 (381 amino acids)
Source: RefSeq, a predicted model, not a curated record